Messenger RNA from Aspergillus wentii DTO 134E9, 855 nucleotides. RefSeq lists its product as uncharacterized. Bases 1 to 855 code for a protein of 284 amino acids. NCBI's taxonomy places the organism in Eukaryota, Fungi, Ascomycota, Eurotiomycetes, Eurotiales, Aspergillaceae. The transcript has 6 exons. The record is from RefSeq and is a predicted model, not a curated record.
AUGGUUCGCAUUGCAGUGGCUGGGGUCACUGAAGUGAUUGAUGCGUUGGUCGGGUUCCAGAAGCAUGAAACAGUUGUUUUCACUCGCUCACCUCGUCUUGCACAAUCUGUUGACCAUAUGAAGCCUGGUGGUACCUUUACUUAUGUUGAAUAUCACGAAAAGGCGAGUCUUGUAAAAAGCCUGGAAGCCGUGCACACUGUGCUUUGCUUCAUAUCCAGUUUCGAUCUGCAGACAAGAUUAACCGAUGCCUGUAUAGAAGCUGGUGUCAAACUUUUUGCGCCAAAUGAAUGGGCUGCUGGACUUUUUACAUUCCGCGAAAAGGACCGUGUUCAUCAAUAUCUGCAAGAGGUCAACAGAGAGAAAAUGGUGUUCGAGUAUUGUCUCUUCCAACCCGGAAACUUUUUGAAUUAUCUCAGCUACCCCAUUCUGUCAACGACAUAUAGCCUAAUCCUUACCAACCAAUGGGACAUAAAGAAUCACCGUGCUAUAGUGUCUGCCGAUGGUGAUUAUCAGAUCAUUUUGAGCACGGUACAAGAUAUGGCCAAGGUUGUCGCUGAAGCUAUUGAGUAUCAAGGCACUUUACUAGAGAUUGGGGGCAUUACUGGGUCAUUGAUUUCUAAUUUUGAACUUAUUAAACUCGCAGAGACUAUCCGAGAAAUCGAAACGGUGUCGAGGGAGAACCUCGAAGCCGGGAAGCUAGGAACGUCUUGGAUUCUAAUACUUCCCAAGCACCCCAACAUGCAAGUGAACAUGGACUGGGGGUCAUUCUCUGAAUAUUUUCUUGCUGAGAUUGUUUUCGGAGGCCUCAAAGGGGCGCAGGAUUUUCUCCAGAAGUUCUGGAAGGAACAGCCGUGA